Tetrahymena thermophila SB210 is the source of this 402-nucleotide messenger RNA. RefSeq lists its product as hypothetical. The record is from RefSeq and is a predicted model, not a curated record. The transcript has 2 exons. Lineage: Eukaryota; Ciliophora; Oligohymenophorea; Hymenostomatida; Tetrahymenidae.
AUGAAAAUUCUAUGUUUCCUAUUCCAUUAUUUCUUUUUACAAUAUUUUUAAUUCAUAUUUUCUAAAAAGUAUCAAUAAAUUCUGAGCGAUUAAAUAGGUAAUAUAUGGGUGAAGAAUAAUUAUAGUUAUAUUUAAACUAAUGAAUAGAACGCUUUGUAAAAAAGUUAUGAUAUCUACUACUUCUAAAAAAGUAGACAAGGUAGUGACGAAAGUAAAAUUAUUAGAUUAAUUCUCAAAUUUGAACACAUGUAUACUAAAAUGAAUAAGCAAAGAGUCAAUUUAACUUAAUUGAGACUGAGAGAUUUUCCAGUAAUUUGUUGGUCUGUAACAGAAAUGGAUACUAGUUUAGAAGAAAAAAAACAACUGUACGUCAAGUUCUAUGGUUAGAAAAUAAGUAAGUGA